Messenger RNA from Helianthus annuus (common sunflower), 3413 nucleotides. RefSeq names its product protein SMAX1-LIKE 6. Bases 259 to 3231 code for a protein of 990 amino acids. The record is from RefSeq and is a predicted model, not a curated record. Lineage: Eukaryota; Viridiplantae; Streptophyta; Magnoliopsida; Asterales; Asteraceae. Gene Ontology annotation, molecular function: ATP binding; ATP hydrolysis activity. The transcript has 2 exons.
UAAAGCCGAACGCACAAAAAUCUAUCUUUCAUUCAAGAAUCUAUCCUCCUCACCAUAUGUUUGUCAAUUGUCCCCACCCCAUUUCUCCACAAUAAAUUAUCCCAAAAGCCCUUGAAGUUAACCCUCCCCAAUCCUUUUAUUUUUCACGUUUCCAUUCCAGGUGCUCUUCCUUCAUUAUUAAAUUAUACGCUACAACACGGAGCUAGAAAGUAUAUAUAUAUAUAUAUAUAUAUUUGUAUAUUUAUAUGCUAGCCGGUGAUGCCAACGCCGGUGAGCUCAGCAAGGCAAUGUUUAACCGACGAGGCGGCGCGUGCGUUAGACGACGCCGUCGCCGUCGCACGAAGGCGGAGUCACUCUCAAACCACAUCUCUCCACGCGGUAUCAGCUUUACUAUCUCUACCGGCGUCCACCUUACGCGACGCGUGCGCGCGUGCACGGAGCUCGGCUUACUCGCCUCGGCUCCAGUUCCGCGCGCUUGAGCUGUGUGUGAGCGUGUCGCUCGACCGGCUCCCGUCGGCUAAAGCGAAAACCCUAACGGAUGAGCCGCCGGUUUCGAACUCGCUUAUGGCGGCUAUUAAACGGUCUCAGGCGAACCAACGGCGGCAUCCGGAAACGUUUCAUUUUUACCAGAUGCAGGUUAACGGUUCUCAAUCGUCGUUAAAUAAUAAUAUCAAAGUCGAGAUUAAACACUUUAUAUUAUCGAUCCUUGAUGACCCGAUUGUCAGUCGGGUUUUUGGUGAUGCGGGUUUCCGGAGCUCCGAUAUUAAGAUUGCGGUUUUACACCCGCAAUCUGUUUCCGGGUUCCAGAAAUCUUUUAAAUAUCCCCCGGUGUUUUUAUGUAAUUUACCGGAUAUGAAUCGAACAGGGAUUAAUAUUAAUAUGAAUAAUAUUAAUUUCCCGUUUGCUGUUGAUAAUGUGGAGGAAGAAUUCAAGCGAAUCGGGGUUGUUUUAGCGAAGAAAAGCUGUAAAAACCCGUUGUUGAUUGGGGUUUCUGCGGGUAGUGUGGUUGAUGGGUUUAUAGAUGGGUUAAAGAUCGGGAAAACCGGUUACUUGCCUAAUGAAAUUGAGGGUUUGGAUGUGGUGGAGAUUAAGAAGGAGAUUAGUGAGUUUGUUUGUGGGGAUUUGAGUGAAGAUUUGAUGAGUUUGAAGAUGAAUCAACUGAGGGAAAAGGUGGAGGGUUGUGAGAGGUGUGGUGUGAUUGUGAAUUUCGGAGAGUUGAAGGUGGUUCUUGAUGGGGUGCGAGUGGAAUACGUUGUUUCGCGGUUGAGCGAUUUGGUGAGUGUUUGUGGUGGGAAGUUGUGGUUGAUUGGUUCGGUUGGGAGUUAUGAGGUUUAUAUGAAGAUAUUGGCCAAGUUUCCGGGUUUGGAUAAAGAAUGGGAUUUGAAUUUGCUUCCGGUUACUUGUUCUAAGUUGAAUCCCAAUGGAUCACAGUUGAAAUCCAGUUUGAUGGGGUCAUUCGUGCCAUUCGGUGGCUUCUUCCCGGUACAAACGGAGUUGGAGCGCUCAUCGUCAAGCAAACAAGACCAGUCCGCAACGCGAUGUCACGAUUGCAACGAGAAGUAUGAGCAAGAAGUUUCGGUUGUUUUGAAGGGGGGCAAAACAGUAUCGGUUGCUGAUCAACAGUCAACGGGUUUGGCUUCUUGGCUACAAGUUCCCGAAUCUGAUUCAACCAUGGGUACAGAUCACGGCGGUGUGUUUAACGCCCGAAUCACGGGCCUCCAGAGGAAAUGGUCGGAUAUAUGUCAUCGUCUCCACCACAACUUGCCGCCACAACAAGUCGGUUCUCAAAUCCGGGAUCGAAUUCCUUUUCAUCAAGGCCAAGAUUCAAAUCAAGAAAGCAGAUGUAGAAAUCUGUCACCGCCGGUUGACUUUUUUGCAAAGCCGACAUCAUCAUUAUCUCCAACAAUUUCCAUAACAACAGAUUUGGGCCUGGGAACCAAUUAUGUCUCACCCGAUCCAAACCCGGGACCACCAGCCCACGAAACCCGUCUACAAACCUUCAACAGGCUGGGUCCUGCUGAAAUAGAUGAAACGCGUAAACAUAUUUCAAAUGAGAAAGAUUUUAAGCAACUUUACAGAGCACUUGCAGAUAAAGUUGGAUAUCAGAAUGAUUCUAUUCGGGCCAUUAGUGAAACGAUCACACGGGUCAGAACUGGUCCCGGAAGGCGCUAUGUAUGGUUUAUGUUUUCUGGGCCCGACCCAGUGAGCAAGAAGAAAGUCAGCAGUGCUCUUGCGGAGGUCGUUUUUGGCAGCCCGAAAAGCUUGAUUUCUAUCGAUUUGGACUUUGAAAGUCAAAUGAGUCACCCGGGUUCGGUUUUUAACCGUCAAAGUGUGAACUUUUCUGAUCCGUCAUUUAGAGGGAAAACCGUCAUGGAGUUCGUUGCUGAAGAGUUGACGAAGAAACCUCAGUCUGUUGUUCUUUUUGAACACGUAGAUAAAGCCGAUUUCGUGACGAAAGAUAAUCUUUCUCGGGCCAUUAAGACGGGAAAAUUAUCGGAUGCUCGUGGUAGAGAAACACGUAUCACCGAUGCAAUAUUUGUGCUCACCACAAGCUGUAAAGAGGAAAAUGCGAAAGAAUUCUUUAGCUAUUCAGAAGAAAGAAUCUUGAAUGCGCAAGCCCUACAAAUGAGAAUUCAAGUCGAAAAAACCGAACCCAGAAACUCGAGUUUACUACUUCUCCCUAAAGAUUCGGUUUUGAAAAACCCCGAGACGCCAAAAAAACGAAAGAUCAUCGAAAUAGGCGGUUUCGAAAUAAUGGUACCAAAAGUCAAGAAACCAAAGUCUUGUUUUGAUUUAAAUCUUCCAUUGGAGGAGACCGAAGGAAGCGAAAACGAGACGGUUUCCGAAACCAAAGAGGUGUGGUUGGAAGACGUUUUAGAUCAAGUCGACGAAAAUGUGGUUUUCGACUCUUUUGACUUCGACUCUCGGGCCGAAACGAUCUUGAAAGAAAUCGGCAAACGGUUUGAGAAAUCAUUUGGAAGAAAUGUUGUGUUAGAAAUUGAGAAUGAAGUGAUGGUGCAAAUACUUGCAUCAGAUUGGGCAUCAAAUGAAAAUGGGGGUGUUGAGAAUUGGAUUGAAAGUGUACUCUAUAGAGGUUUUAUGGAUGUAAAAGAAAAAGAAGGUGUGGAUAAUGAAACUGUGGUGAAAUUAGUGGUGGUUGAAGGGGUUAAGAUAGAAGAAGAUGAUAAUGCCUUGUGUGUUUGUCUUCCUUCAAGAAUUAUGGUCAAAUGAUAUGUUGUUGUAGGUAUGUUUUGUUGUAAUUAUCAUACUAUAAAGUCUUAAAACUGUGUCUAUCAUAGUAUCAAUGUUAUAUUCUUUACCAGCUUAUGUAGGUCUUUAUUAUAACGUUGUUUAUCUUUUUUUCUUCUUUAUAGUGAUGUUUUUGUUAAAAUAACAUGUUAUGUUAUCCGUUU